Messenger RNA from Trichosurus vulpecula (common brushtail), 644 nucleotides. RefSeq names its product histidine triad nucleotide-binding protein 1-like. The record is from RefSeq and is a predicted model, not a curated record. Gene Ontology annotation, biological process: purine ribonucleotide catabolic process. Gene Ontology annotation, cellular component: cytoplasm; nucleus. Lineage: Eukaryota; Metazoa; Chordata; Mammalia; Diprotodontia; Phalangeridae. Gene Ontology annotation, molecular function: hydrolase activity. The coding region runs from base 115 to 495 and encodes 126 amino acids. The transcript has a single exon.
GGAUACGUUCUCUGCCCUUCCUGCAGCUGCUACCUGUUUCCUCCCUCGCUUCUUCCCUCCUUCUCUUUGAGAUUCUCUGCUUUCUAGAGCUGGUCAACAGAGACUCUUUCAACAAUGGCAGAUGAGACCAGCAAACCUCACACCAGUCGUUGGAGAGGAGACUCAAUCUUUGGGAAAAUAAUUCGCAAGGAAAUCCCAGCCAACAUAAUUUUUGAGGAUGACCAAUGUCUUGCUUUCCACGACAUUUGCCCCCAAGCCCCAACUCAUUUCCUAGUGAUUCCAAAGAAACCCAUUAUCCAGUUAUCUGUAACGGAGGAUGAUGAUGAAAGUCUUCUUGGACACUUGAUAAUUGUUGGCAAGAAAUGUGCCAGUGCUCUGGGCCUGAAGAGGGGAUACCGGAUGGUAAUCAAUGAAGGUGCAGAUGGGGGACAAACAGUCUUUCAUAUCCAUCUCCAUGUACUUGGAGGCCGUCAAAUGAAAUGGCCUCCUGGAUAAAUUGGCAGUAUAAAGAAGAACUUCCCCUUAUCUAGGCAGUAAGCAGGUUCACAACUUACAACAUACUAAAUUCAAUGUACUUAACUGUUUUCUGUGAAAUAGGAAAUUGAGAAAUCUCUUUAUGAUGUACACAAUAAAAACACAGUUGA